CUGAUCUCUUAAAAUCCUUAUAGGCUCGAUUUAUCAAAGAACUGGGUUCAUUCCUCGCGAGUUUCUUUCAAGCAAUUAUUCUUGCCCUAUCCUUCCCCAAAGCUGACGAUCGACCGCACCAAACUUUAUUGCUGAAAUGGUUAAUGAUGAACGAAAAGAGUGUGCAAAUUUAAUGAACAGAAAGUUGAAGUCGAAACUAUAUGAAACGUAUAAGAAAUACAAAACAGAUAAAGAGCGGAUGCUGCAUAUACCGAAAGGACUAUCAGCAGAAGAUUGGCAACAAAUGCUUCGA
Linum tenue is the source of this 292-nucleotide messenger RNA. The record is from the annotation of a GenBank genome assembly. Lineage: Eukaryota; Viridiplantae; Streptophyta; Magnoliopsida; Malpighiales; Linaceae.